AUGAAAUUUGGGGCUACAUUUACGAUUACGGCUCUCUCUUCUCUGUCUCUGUCUCUUUGUUUUUCGUUUUUCGUUUUCCCUCUCCUUCGUCUCCUUGGAGGGAAAAGCUUGCGAGCCAAAACAAUUCCCCCAAAUCCCUCUUCCAAUUCCCCCACAUCCCUCUCCUUCGUCUCGUUCGUUUUCAAAUCUAGGCUAGGGCUUUUCCCGGCCUCGCUCCGCGAUUCCACCUCCCCCAUUCCUCGUCCGCUUCCAGUGCCGGCGGAGCCGAAAUCGCUCUGGUUUCCUUCGCUCGAGACGACCUCCUUCGGCCGCUGCUCCACCCCCCCUUCGUCGCCCUCUUCCGGUGCCGGCGGAGCCGAAAUCGCUCCGAUUUCCUUCGUUCGGGACGACCUCCUCCGGUCGCUGCUCCACCUCCCCCAUUCCUCGCCUGCUUCCGGUGCCGGCGGAGCCGAAAUUGCUCCGGUUUCCUUCGCCCGGGAAGACCUCCUCCGGCCGCUGCUCCUUUCGGAGUCCGUCCUCGUUUCUUGCCUCUUCUUUCCCCUUGGUCUGGACCGCGAUUCUGGGGCGAAUUUCGAGCCAGCAUCAGCUCAGGUUUUAGGACCUUUGGAUAACAAGCCAUUCCCUGUGUUAUGGCAUGAAGAUAACAGUGGUAGGCGCCAGAAUGGAAGAGAAAGGCCAUCAGUACCUGGAGCAAUGGUCGGUCCAAUGCUGGGAGAAGCAGCUCAUCGUCUUGUCAAGAGUACACUAAAUAUCAAGUUGAACAACAAUCAAUCCUCUGGCAUCUUGGAACCACCACGCAAUCGAAACUUUCCAGGAUAUUAUGCAGUUAAUAGACCAAGACCAGCUGCUCCCUCUGGGUACGAAAGGGGCUUCAGUGAAGAUACCCACCAGUACCAUGGGAAUCACAACUACACUAUUAUUUGAAGUCAGUUUAGAUUAGGGGAGGGAUUGUUUAUAUUGAAACUCCAUUAUUGUAGAUUCUCUUUGGAGCUGCAAUGUUAAAUAUAUAUUUUAGC
Syzygium oleosum is the source of this 1016-nucleotide messenger RNA. RefSeq lists its product as uncharacterized. The record is from RefSeq and is a predicted model, not a curated record. Bases 1 to 924 code for a protein of 307 amino acids. The transcript is spliced from 3 exons. NCBI's taxonomy places the organism in Eukaryota, Viridiplantae, Streptophyta, Magnoliopsida, Myrtales, Myrtaceae.